UACUUUCUUCAAACCUCAGGAAUGAAAAUAACAUUUACUCGGUAGAAUAUAGUGAAAACGAGAUUAGGAGACUUUCCAUCUCAUCUUCACUGUAAACAAAAUGAUAACCAAACUCCAUCUCCCUCCUCCCUUACCGUCUCUUUCCUCUUCCUUAAACCCAACCAAAACCUCCCAACAACCACCACCCGCCGGCCUCCUCUUCCGCCAGAAACUUCUCCACCUUCAGACCCUGAACGUCAACCCCCAUAAAGUCCUCAACCAAAACCCUGAUUUCCGCUCCACUCCUCUCGCCUCCCUCAUUUCUCUAGAAGACUACUUCCUCUCUCUUGGUCUCUCACGCCCCGCGCUCGGCCGCAUUCUCGAUAUGCACCCCAAACUCCUCACCUCCAACAUUCACUCCGAUGUUCAACCAAUCAUUCAAUUCCUCCUCCACGAAGUCCUCAUCCCCUCCGGCGAUCUUCCCAAGUCAAUCACUCGAUGUCCGCGUCUGUUGGUCACCGAUGUCGAAACCCAAUUGCGUCCGGCGUUUAAGUUUCUUAAGGAAUUGGGCCUCGUGGGUACUCGUAGAAUUAAUUGUCAGACAACGUUGUUGUUAGUUUCCAGUGUGGAGCGGACGCUAAAGCCCAAGAUUGAAUUUUUAAAGAGUUUGGGGUUUUCGGAUGAGGCGGUGGAGAAUAUGGUGAUAAGAUCACCUGGGUUGUUGACGUUUAGUGUGGAGAAUAAUUUGGUGCCGAAAGUUGAGUUUUUGGCGGAGGAAAUGAAUGGGGAUUUGGAGGAAAUCAAGAAGUUUCCGCAGUAUUUUUCAUUUAGUUUGGAGAAGAAAAUUAAGCCCAGGUAUAGGGUUUUGGUUGAGCAUGGAUUAAAGCUUCCGCUGUCGAAAAUGCUGACAGUUAGUGAUGGGGAGUUUGAUGCCAGGUUGAUUGAAAUGCGGUUACGGUUGGCUGAAAGGAAGAGAUAAUUAUUAUAAGGAUACAGCUAAAUAAGAUGGUAAUUGUAUUGUAUGUAUAUGAUUUUUUGCAUAAAUUAAAGCCUAUUUGAAAUUUCUAUGUUAUUCUGAUUUGUGAAUAUAAGCAAGAUUUAUUUGGAUGCCAAUUUCGGGAAACUAUCAGGAUGUCAAGAAAAAUGUUUGAUGAUGUUCAACCAUAUGCAUACUUUGAUAGGUUUUACCAUGGCAGAAUACAAAGAUAGGUUUUAUUUCCUGCUAUCUAUAAUUUGGACUCUUAACUUUUCAAAUUUGGUUUUUGUUUUGAGAGGAUAUGUGCGACAGAUUUGGGUUUAUUUUGUAGAUUUACGGGGUUUCUUGUGGCAGUUAACGGGAAAAUUUUCCAAUGCAGGGUCUAAUUUUUUUUUUUUUUUUUGGCUGUAGAAUUAGACAUGAUGCAGCGUUGAAAUACUAUUUUGUUUUUCUUUUUAGGGUGUUUCCAUGACUGUGUAUUUUCCUUUUAUCUGUUAAUAUUUUGUUUCAUUUUGAGGUAUAGAAUGGUAAAGGUUUUUCAUGAAUGUUGGAUUUAGAAUUGUUUUUUCUGGAUUUCUUAGAACUGAACUACUUCAGAUGUUUUUCUAGAUAUAGCUAGUUUUACCUUUCAUGAAUUUGUCAGUUAUAAAUUUUUGCUUUUACUGAAUGAGAUUAGUUGGUUGGUGGGUGUAGUCACUAUUAAAACCUAAAGAUAAAAUUUCCUGGAGUAAUCUUCCCUAAAUUUGUUUCUUCAUAAUGUCUAUCUUUGGCUGCUUCCACUUGCUGCUACUCUACUAUUAAUGGGGCUUGUAAAGCAUUUUAAUAAAAGGUGUAGGUGAAUAGAAUUAAUGAAAGAAGCCAGCAAUUUUUGCUUUGUGAGGGGUUUGCAAAUUCAUGGAACCAACCUCUUCUUGAGUUUCCUUUCAAUUUCCCCUUGUAUGAGUUUGGGGGCUUAUUCAACUGGGAACUAUUACGGAAUGACUGUGUUUAGCUUUGUUAAAAGUUGGGAAGCAUAAAAUGGUGUUGUGCUGCUCUAUUGGAUUUGCUUAUUUGAAGCCCCCAUAUGCCUCAAAUCCUUUCAUUUUCAUCUUGUGUGCCCUCAAAAAUUCCAAGCUCGCUGCUCACAACCAGACACAUAUAACUACAAUCAGCUUUGUCAGCUUGCAAAUGGUGGAUACAAAAACUCAUUCAUCUGAGUAUAUCACGAAGUUGUGUUGCUUUGGAUUUUGACCUGGAAAUUCUCUGGAACCUCUGUAGCAGUUUUGUGAGUUAACUAUUGCUAAAGUUUGAUUGACAUUUAUCCCUCUUAUUCAGUGUUUUCAUGAUAGUGGAACCAGCUGGUUAUUAGUUCAUUCAUUCUUUUUUCUUUUUUUUUUUUAAGAAAAAAAAUUAAUGAAAGUAAUCCAAUUUUUCGAUAAAAGUCUACUGGGUUGACUGCUGAUUAUGGAAUAUGCCUUGAAAAGGAUUUUAAAUAUAACUGAUUUUUAAUAUUAUUGUCAUUAUCACCGCUAUCACCAGCACCUUUUAUUAAAAUGCUCUGGAAACAAGCAAAGCAAUUGCAACUAAUUAAAUUAUUAAUUGUUAGAGUUUAUCUCAAGAUUGAGUUUGUUUUAGCAACCAUCCCAAAAUUUGUCUCUUCAUAUUAUCAUCUAUUUUUCUGUGUUAACAUUUUUGGUUGCUUCUAGUAGCAGAAACUCCUGUUCAUGGGGCUUGUAAGUAAAGCAUUUGAUAUAAUGAAAGACGUCUGCAAUUUUUGCUUUCAAAGGUGUUUUGCAAAUUCAUGGAAUUAAACUGUUAUGUAAUAGGCAAUUGAUUAGUUAAAGUAUUUAAUUAAGUAAACCCACUUUCUUUAGUAUUCCUAGUAGCCUUGCCAUUCUUUGCCUAUAUAAAUCUUGCUCCUUUCUCUCCUCCAUCAUGAUUCUUUUCCAGCAGAAGAAUUUCUCAGUAAUCUUCAAAGCAAAAGCAAUGGAAGGGUAGGUUACAAGAAGCGAUGGGAUCACUUCUAGGGAGCCAUUUAUAAACUCGAGCGUUAUCAAUGCUUCAGAGUCGUCUGUCAUCAUCCAUGGAUUAUUAGAGUGUCACAUAUGCUCUUUGUACUGCCAAAUCGGAUCCCUACAGUGUCACUUUAUAUAAAAACAACUGCCAAGUCUUGGAAGAUAACAUUCGUGAUCCCUUCCUUGCAACACGAGCGAGGUGCCUUCUUGCUCAAGCAACUUAACAAACAAUGGCAGAAGCACAAUCUUAUUGGCCGCAGGCUGUUAAAGAUUUUCCAUUAUCUUGAUCGUUACCAAGUCUCCAGGAAGGGAGUUCCAACUAUCCAAGUUGUUCAAAUAAAUACUUUCGAGAUUUAGUUUAUGAGACAUUGAAUGGGAAGAUCAGAGAUAUUGUAAAUAGUUUGAUUAAUGACCAACGCAACUUUGAUGAGAAAGGUUCAAGAUUCUCAAUAAAGAGCCGAAAACAAAACUAUUUCUGAGUCAACUUUGAUCAGAGAUAUGUGGUUGUAUUUCUUCUUAUAUAUAUAUAUAUAUCGAUUUUC
Pistacia vera is the source of this 3491-nucleotide messenger RNA. RefSeq names its product transcription termination factor MTEF1, chloroplastic. Bases 101 to 958 code for a protein of 285 amino acids. The record is from RefSeq and is a predicted model, not a curated record. NCBI's taxonomy places the organism in Eukaryota, Viridiplantae, Streptophyta, Magnoliopsida, Sapindales, Anacardiaceae. Gene Ontology annotation, biological process: regulation of DNA-templated transcription. Gene Ontology annotation, molecular function: double-stranded DNA binding. The transcript has 3 exons.